Poeciliopsis prolifica (blackstripe livebearer) is the source of this 1576-nucleotide messenger RNA. RefSeq names its product protein O-fucosyltransferase 1 (gene pofut1). Gene Ontology annotation, molecular function: peptide-O-fucosyltransferase activity. The record is from RefSeq and is a predicted model, not a curated record. Lineage: Eukaryota; Metazoa; Chordata; Actinopteri; Cyprinodontiformes; Poeciliidae. The transcript has 7 exons. Gene Ontology annotation, biological process: Notch signaling pathway; protein O-linked glycosylation via fucose; regulation of Notch signaling pathway. Gene Ontology annotation, cellular component: endoplasmic reticulum. Bases 7 to 1200 code for a protein of 397 amino acids.
ACCGCAAUGGCGGUCAGAUUACAAGCAGGCGAUCCUUUCAGAGGAAAACUUGGAUUUCUUUUUCUUCUCCUCCAUGCCUGUCGGGGUUCGACUGAAGAACUUAAAUGGGAUGAAAAUGGCUACGUCCUCUACUGCCCCUGCAUGGGUCGCUUCGGGAACCAGGCGGACCACUUCCUGGGAUCUCUCGCCUUCGCCAAGAUGUUGAACCGAACCCUGGCGGUCCCUCCCUGGAUAGUGUACCGCCACCACACCCCGCCUUACACUAAUGUUCAUAUUCCGUACCGGGAGUUCUUCCAGCUGGGGGCGCUGUCUGCCUACCACCGUGUGGUCAGCUUGGAGGACUUUAUGGAGGUGCUUGCUCCCAAAUACUGGCCCCCAGGCCAGAGGAAGGCCUACUGCUUUGAGACCGCAGCACAGCGGAGCGCAGACAAGAAGACCUGCCCCAUGAAGGACGGCAAUCCUUUCGGCCCAUUCUGGGACUAUGUGGGCGUGGAGUUUGACCAGUCCAUCCUGUUCGGAGGGAUUUCCUUCAGCGCUUAUCACCAACCUCAGUGGAUCAAGAAGUUCCCGGCCUCUGAGCACCCGGUCCUGGCGCUGCCCGGCGCACCGGCCCAGUUCCCAGUGGUGGAGGAGCAUGUGGGUCUGCAGCGCUACGUGGUAUGGUCACCCAAAAUGGUGAAGGAGGGAGAGGAGCACAUUGCCGCCCUGCUGGUCAGACCGUAUGUGGGCAUCCACCUGAGGAUCGGCAUCGACUGGCAAAACGCCUGCCGGCUGCUGGAGAGCGGCGACACAGGGCCUCACUUUAUGGCGUCGCCCCAGUGCGUCGGCUACAACCGCCAGACGGCCCCGCCCCUUCCCAUGAACGCCUGCCUGCCCGACCUGAAGGAGAUCAGCCGGACCGUGCAGCGCUGGGUGAGGAAGACCGGUGCUCGCUCCGUCUACAUCGCCACCGACUCCGAGUCCCACAGCAGAGACAUCGAGAAGCUCUUUAAGGGCAAGGUGAAGGUGGUGAGCCUGCAGCCGGACUUGGCCCAAACUGACCUGUACAUCUUGGGACAGGCGGACCACUUCAUCGGGAACUGCGUCUCCUCCUUCUCCGCAUUCGUGAAAAGAGAAAGAGACGUCCGCGGCCUGGCCUCCUCUUUCUUUGGUAUCGAGACGCCGACCAACACAAAGAAAGGACCGAAACAAGAACUCUGAUCUGGGGACAAGUUCAAAGGAAUAGUACAACGGAUCAUGAGGAUAUUUCAUAUGUAGUGUCUCAGAGAGGCAGGUCCAGCUUUACUCUGAAGAGGAAAAGGCUGGGAAUUAGAGCUGCUACCCUGGGAACUGUUUUGACAUGUUUUCCAGCUCCUAAAGAACUUCUUCACCAUCUGUCUGCUGCUGCUCAUUUGUUUUUAACACAUCUUAGAGGCUUUGUGAACCUCUGUCCGUGAUGAUCAUCUGCCUUUCAUGCAGAGAAAAGCGGCAUUAGCCAGGACCAAGCACUACUUGGAACGCUGAGAACAGCAUCCUUCAAGACUCAUUUAAGUUUGGAGUUCACAUUUUUUUAAUCAAUAAAUCAGUAUUCUAAGAA